This is a messenger RNA of Monoraphidium neglectum, 558 nucleotides long. RefSeq names its product phosphoenolpyruvate carboxykinase (ATP). The record is from RefSeq and is a predicted model, not a curated record. Bases 1 to 558 code for a protein of 185 amino acids. Gene Ontology annotation, biological process: gluconeogenesis. Lineage: Eukaryota; Viridiplantae; Chlorophyta; Chlorophyceae; Sphaeropleales; Selenastraceae. The transcript is spliced from 5 exons. Gene Ontology annotation, molecular function: phosphoenolpyruvate carboxykinase (ATP) activity; ATP binding. Gene Ontology annotation, cellular component: cytosol.
AUGAUGAACGUCGAAACCUCUGCUGCGGUCGACUUCCAGAUGCACAUCCCGGGCCUCUCCCCGCGGCGCGUGUACCGCAACCUGGCUGCGCCUGCACUGUAUGAGCUGGCGCUCAAGCACGAGCCAGGCACUCUCAUCACCUCCACUGGCGCGCUUGCCACCGUGUCUGGCGCCAAAACGGGCCGCUCCCCCCGCGACAAGCGUGUGGUCCGGGAGCCGGGCACCGAGAAGGACGUGUGGUGGGCGGCCCAGGGCAGCGGGUCCCCCAACUUUGAGAUGGACGAGAGGUCGUUCAUGCUCAACCGCGAGACCGCCCUGGGCUACCUCAACUCGCUGCCGCACGUCUUUGUGUUUGACGGCUACGCCAACUGGCACGCCGGCUCGCGCAUCAAGGUGCGCGUCAUCACUGAGAGGGCCUACCACGCGCUGUUCAUGUCCAACAUGCUCAUAAGGCCCACCCCCGCCGAGCUGGACGACUUUGGGGAGCCCGAGUUCGUCAUCUUCAACGCGGGUGCGCAGCGACGGCUGCCGCUUCCCCCCGACCCGAAAAGUCCUUGA